CACCUUUUGACACGAUAACAGCAGGUCAUAAUGCGCUGCUGCUCCUUCUGAGCCAGUAAAGCACGUCACAGCCGCAACGAGCGCGCGAGACAGCGAGACGUCGAGACGUCGUUUCCGUUCACACCGACGCGUUCGACUUAUCACACGACACCGACGAGGGCGAGACGUGGCGAGCCGCGGGCGCGAGACGAAAAGGCACCACGUCGUGGAACGCGUACAGCGCGCGCGCUCUCCGUGGCCCCGGGUAAACGGAGCGCGUGAGGAGACGCGGAUAGGUCUACUGGGACCGCGGUGCGCGCGCCGUUCCAACGCCGUAGGAUGUGCGCGCGCAGCGGCGGCACGCCGAGGCGACACCAGGAAAAUGCCUCAAAAAUACAGAAAGCUCUUUUCUGGACAGGAGAAGACGUCCACUCAUCUUCUCAUCCUUUGGAUUCUGAGUCAUCUCAUUGUUCAAGUGAAUAGCUUCUCCCUGCUCAAUUCUAAAGCCGUCCUGCAGGGAUGUACAGACCAGUGGACCCUGAAGGCAAGACAGCCUGUGCCCCAGCUCCCACAGAUGACUGUGUGCAUCGACAUUCGCUUAAUGACUCCAGGGAAGUGGAUGGCUUUUAGCUACACGGUGCCUCGCUCACCGAACUACAGCCUGGCGCUGCAGGGUGAUGGCAAUACCGUGAUUGCCUGGCUCCUGGGGGUGCAACACCGCUUCCCCAUGCAGCUGGCACUGAAAAGUUGGCACCGGCUGUGUCUGCGCAUCGACUCGUUACACAACAGCUUCAGCCUGAGUGUCAACAGCAGUCAGGAGACACAAGAUCGCGCUGUGUUCGCUUACGCCAUGCAACCUAACGGCAGGCUACAGCUGGGAUGUCAGUUCUGGGAUCUUUUCCCAGGGACCAACAUGGCCACCAUAGAGCUGUACAUGUUCAGAAUGUGGGGGGACGUGCGGGACCAUGCGCAAUGCGAGAACGGGACGAUCGCUGGUUGGGACUCGAGCAUGUGGAGAAUCAUUCGAGCUACGUCUCUUGUUCAGGAUGACACACUUUCCUGCAGCGUUCUCAGUCUUUUAGACCAUGUACGGAAGAAACGCAGUAACAAUGGGAACGAGACAACCAUUGCAACUUCAACAACAUCUCCCAACACUAGCUUUACAAACACCCCCACGACCACAAGUACCACUACCACAAACACCCCCACGAUCACAAGCACCACUACCACAAACACCCCUCUUACGACCACAAGCACCACUGCCACAAACACCCCACAUUCACAAGCACCCCACGACCACAAGCACCACUACCACAAACACCCCCACGACCACAAGCACCACUACCACAAACACCCCACAUUCACAAGCACCCCACGACCACAAGCACCACUACAACAAACACCCCUACGACCACAAGCACCACUACCACAAACACCCCCACGACCACAACCAAACACCACUCUUUCUGUUACAUCAACACCUGAUAACACAACUCAACCAAACACCACUCUCAAUUUUAAAUCAACAUCAACACCCGAUAACACAACACAACCAAAUACCAUUUUAAAUGUAACACAUACAAUGUUAACACCUGAUAACACAACACAACCAAACACCACUCUCAAUGUAACAAAUACAACAUUAGCAUCUGACAACACAACACAACCAAACGCCAAUCGCAAUGUUACAGAUACAACAUUAUCACCAGAUAACACAUCACAACCAAACACCACUCUCAAUGUUAAACUUACAACAUCAACACCCGAUAAUACAUUAGCACCAAACACUCCCACUUCACAGGAAGGAAAUAGCUCCAUUACCACCACCUCCAGUACCACCAGCUCCAGCACCACCACCUCCAUCACCACCAGCAAGAGCAGUAAUGGAACAAGUUUAGCAGCGACCACAACACCACCUAACCCCCAGUCUGUGGUGGAUCAGAUUCUGAACCAGACUCAGGGGGCUUCAACCCUGAACUCCUCUCAAGUGCAGAAUGUGGUUAACCAACUGGAAGGUAUCUUGUCUGCUCCAAACAUCAGCCUGAAUGUGUUUAAGAAUGCUCUGUCUACCAUUAACAAUCUCCAAGAUGCUCCUCAAGGAGCUUUGGCCUCCUCAUCCAACCGCUUGAUCAAAAUUGUAGAUGAACUGGCAUUGAAAUUGAUCAUUCCGGACAAGUCAGUAACAAUAACAUUGUCAUCCCUCGCACUGGCGGUGACAAACAUUGAUGGAGCCAACUUUGCAGGAAUGUCAUUCUCCAUCAACGGACCAUCAGGCAUACAGAUGAAUAGCAGAAGAAGGAGGUCUGUAGCUAGUUCUUCUACUAAGAGUUCCAUCAACCUUCCUGCCUCCCUGACAGAUGGUCUCUCCCCAGAGCAGAAGCAACAGGCGUCCCGGCUUCAGUUCACAUUCUACCAGAAGAGUAGCUUCUUUCAGGACAAAUACACUAAGCAGCAGCUGAACUCUCUGAUCCUGGGGACAAGCGUUGCCAACCUGUCCAUCAGAGACUUGAAAGAAAAUGUGCAGUUCUCUUUGAUGAAUACGAGCGCUAUAGAGGGAAAUCUGACUUGCGUUUUCUGGGAUUUUAACCAAAAUGGUGGAGCAGGAGGUUGGAACAAAAGCGGAUGUUUUCUUCUGAAUAGCACAGAUACGGAGAUGAAGUGUAGCUGCAACCACUUGACCAGCUUUGCCGUGUUAAUGGACAUCUCUAGAGGUGGAAUUACUGACAAACUGCAGGACACCAUCCUCACCUUCAUCACUUACAUAGGAUGUGGAAUUUCUGCCAUCUUCCUUGCGAUCACUCUUCUCACGUACCUGGCCUUUGACAAAAUCCGAAGAGACAUCCCAUCCAAGAUCCUCAUCCAGUUGUGUCUGGCACUUUUCCUACUGAACAUGGUCUUCCUGGUAGACGCCUGGCUGGCACUCUACACCGAGGCUGUUGGCCUCUGCAUUUCCACGGCCUUCUUCCUGCACUACUUUUUGCUUGCAUCCUUCACAUGGAUGGGUCUGGAGUCCUUGCAUCUAUACCUGAGUAUCGUCAAGGUUUUCAAAAACUUUGUAUCACAUUACAUGCUGAAGUUCUCGUUGGCAGGAUGGGGUAUACCUUUAAUCGUCGUUAUUAUUGUGAUUUCGGUGGACAAAAAUAACUAUGGCCUCGUUACCUACGGAAAAUAUACCAACGGGACUGGUGAUUUCUGCUGGCUGAAUAAUGAUAUCGCCUACUAUGUGUCAGUGGUGGCCUACUUCUGUGUGAUCUUUGUAGUCAACAUGAUCAUGUUUGUGGUGGUUAUGGUUCAGCUGAGACGCAUCAAACGCCAAAACCCCCAAAAUAACCAAUACCGUAAAGGGCUCCAGGAUCUCCGCAGCAUUGCCGGUCUGGUUGUUUUACUCGGCCUCACCUGGGGAUUCGCUUUUUUCGCAUGGGGCCCCGUCAACUUAGCCUUCAUGUACCUCUUUACUAUCUUCAACUCCUUCCAGGGUUUAUUCAUCUUCGUGUUUCACUGUGCGGUAAAAGAGAGCGUCCGGAGACAGUGGAGAACUUACCUCUGCUGUGGCAGGUUCAGACUAGCAGAAAACUCAGAUUGGAGCCGUGUAGCAACUCAACACAACAAGAAGAGUUCAGUCAUCACCACCAACAUUUCAAAUAGUUCAAGGAACUCCUCCAUGAGCAAUGGCAGCUCGGGAUUAGCCUCAAACUUCAACAACUCCCCAGUGGAUGACAGCGGAUUCUCAUCUUCAGAAGAUUCCAACAACCUCGUACGUAGAGCACAAAACUAAAGUUUUGUUAGUUGGACGAUGAAGUCACCACUUGUUACAGGUUCCAGAGAAAACUUCUUUCAGGAAUAAAAUCUGAAACACAGGAAUUGAAGUACCUGAACCCUGCCACCUUCAUCGCCUCAUACAUUUAUAGAUGAAGUUGAAAAGGGAAAAAGGGUAGAACAUUAUAAUGGAGAUUAAUGUCAUAAUGAUGGUGAAGAAAGACCACUGCUCCAAACUGGAUUUCGAUUCAAGACUUUACAGAGUGUUUGGUGCACGGAUACGUAAAGGACCAGCAUUUAUUUUCAUUCGAGUGAAUAAAUGAACUUUGACUUUUCUUGGCGUUUCAAAUAUUAAAUAUCCCGAUCCAGUUUAUAGACAGAUAAUGAGACUCUACACCUCACAUGGACAAAAAAAUAAGAACAGUGAAAUUACAGCUGUGGGGUUUUGAGAGCAAAAUCUUUAAUCAAACAAAAAUAAAAUGUAGAAAAAAACUACCUAAAGAAAAGAACAGCCGUAUGUGAAACAUGACAAUAUGACAAUCAUGCAGUAUUACACAUUAUCUACAACCAAUCUAAAAAACAUUCAUAAUUUAUAGACUUCAGAGACUGAAAUAUAUUUUCUUUGUGUGUGUGUGUGUGUGUGUGUGUGUGUGUGUGUGUGUGUGUGUGUGUGUGUGUGUCCAUGUGUUCCGUGUAAUGCCAAUAUACAAGAGUUGAUUUAUUCGUCUUUAAAGGUACAGUAAUGUCAGAGAUGAUGAGUGUUAAUGAUGUGUUGUUCUUUUGGGAAUGAUUUUUUUAAUGGAGAAAAAAAAAUGUAAACCAGAAAAAUUAAGAAAAAAAUUAUUCUGUAAAAUUAAUUUUAAUGAAUGAAUUUGGUUAUUUAUUGAAUAUGGUACAUCUUUAAAAAUGUAUUGGUCAUACGAUUGAUCUGUAAUGGAAUGGCAUCACAGAAAGUGCUUAGAUGAAGGAAUAAAAAGAUUCACUCAAUACCAGAGUAAUCUGAUUAAGUAUGAUUUAUUGAAUAAACUGUAAAAGGUAUGUAAGGUUUGGUCCUGAAUUUCUUUUUAAAUUUUAGAAUUUAUGACUAUGAGAUUUAUGGUUUUUGUUUAUUUUUUUGGAUUAGAUCAUGUUUGGGACAAAUGAUGUAUGUUCUUUAAAGUCAUUUUUAAUUAUAAAAGUUUUUUUCACUUCUCACUGUAAAGCACUUUUAACUGUAUUUUAAAUGUAUUAAAGGUU
Messenger RNA from Silurus meridionalis, 4971 nucleotides. It is a transcript of the gene adgrg2a, whose product is annotated as adhesion G protein-coupled receptor G2a. Bases 362 to 3754 code for a protein of 1130 amino acids. Lineage: Eukaryota; Metazoa; Chordata; Actinopteri; Siluriformes; Siluridae. The record is from RefSeq and is a predicted model, not a curated record. Gene Ontology annotation, cellular component: membrane. Gene Ontology annotation, molecular function: G protein-coupled receptor activity. The transcript has 19 exons. Gene Ontology annotation, biological process: cell surface receptor signaling pathway; adenylate cyclase-activating G protein-coupled receptor signaling pathway.